UCCGUUUAAAGCACCUUCACCUGCAUUUCUUCCCUUCAGACUUGAGACUUCUUAGUUCAGAGCUUCAGAAUUUAACAUUUCCUUCUUUAGAAAGAAGUGGCUUUGGUGGGUUUAGCCUUAGAUUGCUUGAUCUGCCGUGACCCCAUUUGUUAUCUGCUCCUCUUAUCUUCCUCCAAGAAAGAACAAAACUAAUGGGUGGUGGUGAUGGUAAGAUCUACACUUUGGCAGAAGUUGCAGGGCACAACAAUUCCAAGGAUUGUUGGCUCAUUAUCGGCGGGAAGGUAUAUGAUGUAACAAAGUUCUUGGAGGACCAUCCUGGUGGUGAUGAGGUCUUGUUGUCAGCAACAGGGAAGGAUGCUACCGAUGAUUUUGAGGAUGUUGGUCACAGUACCAGUGCAAGAACGAUGAUGGAUGAAUACUAUGUUGGGGAGAUUGAUGUAUCGACCAUUCCCACCAAGACCAAGUACACACCUCCCAAGCAGCCAAACUACAACCAGGACAAAACCCCAGAGUUCAUUAUCAAGCUCCUCCAGUUCCUGGUUCCCCUUGCUAUCCUGGGGUUGGCCAUUGCAAUCCGCUUCUACACAAAAUCUGCAUAAUUGCGGAGAGUGCACCUUGGGACAGGACUAAGUUUGUGUUUGUGCUUAAAAACCGCAAUUAGUUUUCUUCUUUAUGCUUAUGGACAUUGCAACUCAGGGGUUAGUAGUGUAGUCAAACUUGCAUAAUGGUAACGUAUUUGUGUCCCAUUGCAAAAAAAAAAAAGUUUACAAGACUCCUUUGCUGCCUUUAUGUUCUGAGAUCCUAUUCCCCUUUCUUCAGUUAUCUGUCUUCACAAAGUCUCAGACUGUAAUAUUUUCCCUCAGUUUAGCAGAUAUGGAGGUCCAAUUUUUAUGUAAUGCGACCAAAAUUCUUCUAGUGCUUGAAUGACUGGAAGGUAGCCUACCUUUAAUCA
Messenger RNA from Macadamia integrifolia, 952 nucleotides. Its product is annotated as cytochrome b5-like. The coding region runs from base 192 to 599 and encodes 135 amino acids. Gene Ontology annotation, molecular function: heme binding. Gene Ontology annotation, cellular component: membrane; intracellular membrane-bounded organelle. The record is from RefSeq and is a predicted model, not a curated record. NCBI's taxonomy places the organism in Eukaryota, Viridiplantae, Streptophyta, Magnoliopsida, Proteales, Proteaceae. The transcript has 3 exons.